AUGCCGUUGCCCUUCAAAGGUUCAGAUCCCGUCAUGCCAAACAACAAAGCUGCUGUUAUGAAUCGAUUGAAUCAGAUAAAGGCCAAGUUCAAAGCCAACCCACAGUACAAAGAACAUUACGUUGAGUUCAUGAGAAAAAUAAUCGAUGAUGGUGAUGCAGAACGUGUUAGCCCGGUCGAUGUAAGAAGUGACCGUGGUCGUGUAUGGUACCUCCCACAUUUUGCCGUGUAUCAUCCGAAGAAGCCUACAAAAGUUCGAGUUGUCUUCGAUUGCAGUGCCAAAUAUUCAGGCCAAUCUCUCAACGAUCAUCUGCUGCAAGGACCAGACAUGGUAAACUCGCUGAUGGGUGUUUUAUGUCGCUUUCGCCAAGAACAAGUUGCCGUAACAUGUGAUGUUGAGCGCAUGUUCCACCAAUUUAAAGUGAAUGAAGAACACAGGAAUUACCUACGAUUCCUGUGGUGGCCAAACGGAGAUGUUGACAGCGAACCUGCAGAAUAUAGGAUGAAUGUUCAUCUUUUUGGAGCCAGGUCUUCUCCAGGAUGCUGCUCAUUUGGACUGAAGAGAAUAGCUCAAGACAACGAGCAGGAACUAGGCACCGAGGCGGCAGAUUUCAUCAGGCAUAAUUUUUAUGUAGACGACGGUUUAAAAUCGAUCACCACAGAUGAACAGGGUAUAACUUUGGUACAGUCAUCACAGGCCAUGUGUGCAAACGGAGGCCUACGUUUGCACAAAAUCGCAUCAAACUCUUCCCAAGUAUUACGAAGUGUACCGGAAAACGAUCGAUCGCAGAAGGACAGUGAAUUACCCGUGAGCAUUAAUGGCACUGGAUAUCCGAUAGAACGAGCGCUAGGGGUAUACUGGUGUAUUGAAGCGGACACGUUUGAAUUCAGAAUAACCCUCAAAGACAAUCCACUGACUCGCCGUGGUGUACUGUCCACGAUUGGUUCAAUAUACGACCCCCUGGGGAUAGCAGCACCCGUUCUCCUCGUAGGAAAGCAAAUUCUACAAGAUCUUUGUCGAGAAAACGCAGAUUGGGAUACCCCCCUAGAAGAAGGUUUAAGGACCAGGUGGGAGUGUUGGAGGGAUGAGUUGCCCAUGUUGGAGAAGAUAGCCGUCUCUAGGUGCCACAAGCCCAAGAACUUUGGUGAGGUGAAGUGCAUCGAGUUACAUCAUUUGUCGGAUGCAAGUUCCACAGGCUACGGACAGUGCUCGUACGUCAGAAUGGUGAAUGCGAGAGAUGAAGUUCAUUGUAGUUUCGUGAUGGGAAAGGCAAGAGUGGCCCCACUCAAACCUGUCACGAUACCUCGACUUGAAUUGACCGCCGCCCUGGUAUCAGUAAAAGUAAGCGCCAUGCUGCAGAAAGAGAUGGACUACAUGAUAGACUCAGAGACAUUUUGGACCGACAGCAAGGUCGUCCUUGGUUACAUAGAGAAUGAGGCGCGAAGAUUUCAUGUAUUUGUGGCCAACCGGGUCCAAGAGAUACGAGACCACACAGAUCCAAAACAGUGGCGCCACGUCCCAGGGAUAGAAAACGUAGCUGAUGAAGCAUCUCGUGGCCUGAGAGCUGAGCAACUGGCGAAUGGUACUGCAGGUUGGCUCAAGGGACCACGUUUUUUAUGGCAACAGGAGCUACCCCCAAAGCCUACUCGAGACGCCGAGUCCACAUUGCAAAGCGACGAUCCUGAAGUUAGAAAGGUGCACACCUUGAAGACCACCAAGGUUAGUUUCGCAUCAACUGCAGAGAGAAUGUCCCGGUUCUCAUCCUGGUUCAAAGCCAAGUCCGCCGUCGCUACCUGUCUCAACUGUAGGAAACAUCUGCUCACCAGGUCAAGGAAACAAGAUGCAACUGUUGAAAAUGCACUGCGGUUGAAAGCUGAGGACAUAGAGGAAGCUGAGAAAGUAAUCAUCAAAGCAGUCCAAGCAGAGGCUUUUAGAGAUGAGAUUACCACCUUGAAGCAACUCCAGGCAGAAGACGUCACUGGGGGAGCGAGGCAUGGUAUUAAGGCCAGUUCACCGCUGUAUAGACUAGAUCCUUUCAUAGAUGAGGAAGGAAUCGUCAGAGUAGGAGGUCGAAUCGGGAAAGCAAAUUACGCCCUUGCCAUCAAACAUCCGGUCAUCUUGCCAAGAGUGUCCUCAACAUCUCGCUGA
Molecule: messenger RNA, 2148 nt
Organism: Lineus longissimus
Lineage: Eukaryota; Metazoa; Nemertea; Pilidiophora; Heteronemertea; Lineidae
Exons: 1
Coding region: 1-2148 (715 amino acids)
Source: RefSeq, a predicted model, not a curated record